This is a messenger RNA of Neltuma alba, 606 nucleotides long. RefSeq lists its product as uncharacterized. The coding region runs from base 63 to 362 and encodes 99 amino acids. The transcript has a single exon. Lineage: Eukaryota; Viridiplantae; Streptophyta; Magnoliopsida; Fabales; Fabaceae. The record is from RefSeq and is a predicted model, not a curated record.
GAUUCUCUCUUCUGACUUCUCAGUCUUCCCUCUCUGUUCCAACAAAACAUCUUCCAUUACCAAUGGCUGGCCUUCAACAGUACAACUUCUUCCCCACCGACCUCUUGUACCCUCGCCCGCCACCGUCUGUGGCUCCCGCCGUGCUUCCCUUGCAGCCCCCGAAACAAGAAACCUGUUCUGAUCUUCAUCUUCAGAAUCAGACCAGGAGCUUCGUCAAUGUUCCACCUUCCACUUCUGCUUUGGUCGCGUCCCAGAAGGCACAAUCUUCCUUUGAAGUCGAUAAGAAGCUAUCGCAACUCUCCACAGAUCCGCUUUCUUUGCUCUUUUGGGUUGCCGAAGAGGAGGGUUCCGACACUUUGUGAUUUCCCAGGGACUGACCUUUUCAUGUUUCUAGGACUCUGUAAAUUGUUCAGGGGACCGAUCGUUUUCUUCUUUCUUCUUUUAACCCCCAUUGUGUCUUUGUUACUUUUCCUGCCUUAGAAUCCCCCUUCUUUCAUCUUUUACUGCAGAUUGAGUUUUAUGUAUAUUUGAAUGUUGAAGAGUUUACAUGACAUGAAAGGUCAUAAAUGACUGAUUUUAAACCGAACUGAACCUUAUGGUAUUGUG